This is a messenger RNA of Drosophila navojoa, 4399 nucleotides long. RefSeq lists its product as uncharacterized. Lineage: Eukaryota; Metazoa; Arthropoda; Insecta; Diptera; Drosophilidae. The record is from RefSeq and is a predicted model, not a curated record. Gene Ontology annotation, biological process: anatomical structure morphogenesis.
UGAUAAAACACAACAGCAAAAAAACAGUGGGAAAAUCUUGUGCAAAAAAACAAAAAAGGGAAAUUAUUUGUACCGUUACCAAGUGAAAUGAUGAACAUUGCGCUCCGGCGGCGUCUGCUGCUCCUCUGGAUGCUGCACUUGCUCGCCGAUGCGGCAGCUGCGCUCACCGUGGACAAUCAGCUGGUCUCGGCGCGCAAUGAUUGCUUCGAGCGCAUCGCAUUGGAGGCAAUGCUGCCAUUUGAGAAGACCUUCCGCACCGAAGACACCAACUCGCUGAAGAUGUGCAAGGAGAAGUGCUUGCAGGCGGGCGAGAAGUGUCAGGCGAUCUCGUUCGGUGUUCAUCGACGCGGAAACGGCACAUGUCAAUUGUCAUCGGAGCAGUAUGGUGGCGGGAGCGGGCGGCCCGGUGGCGUCAUCUUCGAUCCCGACUUUGAUCUGUAUGCGCGCAAGACGAAUUGCUUCGAUUUGAGCGACAAUCAGCUGGACGGUGCUUCGAGUCCGAUCAGUACGGGCGUAACGCCCGUGAAUUUACCCAAUCGCCCGAUCGAUGUGGGCAAUACGCCAGUGCUGGUCGUGGAUCCCACGCCGCACACCACUCAUCCGGAUGUGCCGGCCCAGCCGCCGCCAGUGCCGCCCACUGGACCGCCGCCGGGCGUCGGCGAUCGUCUCUAUUUCUCGCAUGAAAUCUAUCCGCUCUACAAAUACCCGACGCUCUACGAGCACAGCUAUCCGGCGCCCAACGAGGAGGUCUACAUACCAGGCGGCUAUGCGGCCAAUGUGCCCGAGGUGGAUGAGCGCUACCGGCCGUCGUAUGGGCCGCACGAGGAUGAUGUCAUACGGCCCACGCCCCACGGGCCGCCACGUCCCAUCUUCGGGCUGGGCUACGGCAAUGGCUACAGCUAUGGCACGCCGGAACGCUACUCGCCCACGACCUUGCGGCCCGCCUCCGGGGAGCGGCCCAGCUAUGCGCCUAGACCGGACUAUGCCAGCGAUAGACCAGAUUAUGCACGUCCGCCCGCACGCCCCUACGAUAGCUCCACACCGCCCUCAUAUGGCUCCCGACCCACAGCCAGCUAUGAUCGUGAUCCAAGGCCCACAAGCGGCUACGAUGGGCAUCGCGAGCCAAGACCCACGACUAGCUAUGAUGGGCAUCGGGAGCCUCGACCGGACUACACGAACCGACCUGAUCCGCCACCGCAUGUAGCACACGAUGGAGGAUAUGGCAUGGGACCUGCUCCUGGCUCUUCAGCUCGCCCGCCCACCUACGAUAGACCUUCAGCUCAGCCGCCCAGGGAUGACUAUGUGCGGCGCAAUGGUAGUGCAAUGCGCCCAGAUGGUUACUACGAUGAUGAUAAGACUAUAGCCACCUACUUCAAUCCCGGGGACUACAUGCAUAACAAUAAAAAGCCAACUAUGCCCCUGCCUGGUGACAGGGAUCGUGAUCGUUAUCCCAUGGACGAAAUGAAUGCCUGCUUCCGGCGUGUGCUGGCUGGCAAGCGCAUAGCGCCCCAUUGGAUACGCCGUUCGAUAUCCUGUGAACGGGUGGAGGACUGCAUGCGCGAGUGCGGCCACGAGAAGCGUUUCAUGUGCGAGGGCUUCAACUAUCGCCUGGAUCCCUCGGGGCAUGGCCAGGGCGAUUGCGAGCUGAUCGAGAUACCCCUGUCCCAAAUGGAUCUGUAUUCGAGCGCCAAUCGCAGGGACUCGAAUCUGUUGCGGCAUCCGGACUACGAUUACUAUGAGAGGGAUCGCAAUGCGCCCAGCAGCUGUAGGCGUAAUGCCUGCCAGGAUUGCUCCAAGGGGCCCAUUAGCAGCAAUCCGAUUUACUUCAAGCCCAGCGGCGGCUAUGGUGAUAGAGAUAGGGAUCGCGAUCGUGAUCGUGAUCAUUAUCGUCCUCCUCCCCCGCCUCCUCCUCCAUCGCAUAGCACCGCUGUGGGCCAUUAUCGUCCAUCGGCUCCAUCUAGCGGCUCCUACGAGCAUCGACCCUUCUCCACGGACUACCACAGCUCACAUUCCUCCAGCUCCUCUUCGUCCUACGAGUUCUCCUCGCAUGGCUCUAGCUCCGGCUCGGGCUACUAUGGCCAUACGCCGCCCAGCAGCUUUGGCGAUCAUUCGCGUCCCGAUUAUAUAGAUCGUCAUGAUUUUGGUCGACCGGAGCCGCCAUCACGCUAUAGACCCGAUCGCUGGGAAACGCUGCCCAGCAGCUCGGGCUACGACAGUUCGGCUUACAGGCCGCCACGUCCCGAACCGGAUCGCAUAGACAAGUACCGACCAUCGUAUCGUCCCGGCCAUGACUUUUCACCCUAUCGUCCACACGAGCCCAGUCGGCCCGGCCCACCGGCCACGGGACCUGCUCACAACUACCUAGAUCGCGACGGUCCACCGGGCUCGUCCUACAAAAAGCCCAAUAAAUUCGUGCCCUAUUUGAUCGGGGCCGAGGAGAGCUACGGCGGUGGCUAUGGCAACAAGCAGAGCUCCUAUUUCGAGUCGCAGCGUCGCAAGGAUCAGCACGACUUCAACUAUUUCGAUCUGGGCUCAACGCAUCGCGAGCCGCCCAGGGAAUCGAAUGCGGUGCUACGCUACCCCGGCUCCAGCUACGAUCAUGAUUAUCCCCGAAUACGCAACGAUUACAGAAAACAAUGGACUAGGCGACCUGGCCCGGAUGAAUGCUCUGCCAAGACCAGCGAGGGCUUCCGCCUGCACAAGACAGCCGUGAAGCACGCCUUCAAUGUGCCCACGCUGACGGAAUGCGAACGCUUGUGCUCGGAUCAACGGCCUAGCUUCGUCUGUCACACGUUCAGCUAUCGGUACAAUCAGGCGGGUCGCGACAAUUGCAUGCUGUGCGACAGACCUGUCAAUAUGCUCGACUACUAUGUGGACAUAGAGCCGGAUAGGGACUACGACAUAUACUCGAUGGCCGAUGAUAUGGAUGUGUGCAGGCAGCCACCGCCGCACAGUCCGAGACGCAGCGAUGGACCCAGCACAGCGCUCUCCGAUCCACGAAAUGCACAAUGUUUCUUCCGCGCCAUCGAUGCCACGCGCUUCUUCAAGUCCAUUGUGCGGGAUUCGCUGACGGUGCGCACCGUGGGCGAAUGCGAGAUGGAGUGCAUACGCUCCAGUAAAUUUACGUGUCGAGCCUUCGCCUUCCGCUACGGCCAGCAGCGCCACGCGGGCGUCAUAGACAACUGCCAGCUGAGCGAUUGGCCUGUGCGCGACAUGGACAAGGAACGGCAUCUGAUACUGGAUGCAGCCUUCGACAUCUUUGAGCGUGCGAGCUACGGACAUGGCUGUGAAAUUCAGCCCAUUGUGGAUGAGAAGCAUAAGAAAUUGUGCUACUUGGGCUAUGGCUCGCCGGCACGCCUACUACCUCCAGCUAUUAAGAAGGUGAUCACAGCGCCCUCGGAGAUGGCCUGUAAAAAGGAAUGCAUACGCCUGCGUGACACGACGCCCUUCAAGUGCUAUGCCUUUAGCUAUGGCUCGCAGUCCAGCUCCUUCAACUGCGAAAUGUCUGAUCUAGAUCAAACGGAGCUCAAGCUCGAUGUGCACUAUAGGCACACCAAAGAGCGUGAUUAUUGGCUGUUCGCUUGGAAUCCAUUCGAUUGGACUUGCCGGGACAAGGUGAACACGAUCGGUGGCUCACGUGUCAAUAAUGAUCGACGCAUGGAUAUAUUCCGGGAACCGGGCGAUGUCGCUUGGCGUCAUUAUACCGUAACUGGCAAACCUUGCCGCAGGAGCAGUCCAUGCGAGAAGAAUCUUAUAACGGGCUUCUACUCCUGUGAAACGGACGGCUCAGAGAUUGGCGCCUGGGACUAUUGCUGCAAAACGGAUCAUCCAUGUGGCUAUAGUCGCGGCUUCGACUAUGCCUGGUGCUUUGUGGGCGAUGAGCCGGAUCAGUGGCGCAAGUGCAGCGAUCGAUAUUAUCCGGAUGCUGGCAACAGCACCAAGCCCACUACACAUUCCAGCCUGUCCAAGCAGAAGCCAAAGCCACACCAGCUGCAGGCAACCUCGGCUAGCAGUGAAUACACACAGCAUCCGCCACGGCCCGGCGGUCUGCAGAGUCUCAGCGAUUUCGCAGCGGCCCGUUUAUGGCCCGUCACUUAUCUUUAUAGCGAGGGGCCGCCCAAUGCCACCGAAUUUAGUAAUUUCGUUGAUUGCAACAAGGAGACGUGCUGAGUUUGGCACGCUACAGGCCUAAUUAAGUAGUUCCCAUAAGACACACCCUCGCCCUUGCGCCCGCCCUCACCCAUCAUCACUUAGUUCUAACAAUGACGAAAAUGAUGUUCUCACCGUUUGUCUGCCGCAACACACACGUUCGCAAAUGUGUCGCUGUGAUUUUUCAUUGAGAUUGAUUGCAAAUUGCCGUCGUAAUCACAACAAAUAAUAAUAAAAACCAAUUAACUUA